AGUCUUCAUGUGGCUCAAAACAGAACUACUGCCCUGAAACAAUGGAGGUACAUGGUUCUCGCAAUGGUUGGGUUGAAGACUAAAGAGUUCUGUAUCCUACAUGCAGCAAUAUUGAGUUAGAAGAAUGCUAUAUAUUUACACUGUUCAGUUAUUUGUUUGUUGCACAGAUGAGGAGGUUGAACAUAGUUAUGAAGAAUUUUAUGAGGAUGUGCAUACAGAAUUUUUGAAGUUUGGAGAGAUAGUAAAUUUCAAGGUAUGCAGAAACAGUUCAUCCCAUUUACGGGGGAAUGUCUAUGUGCAGUAUAAAUCAUUGGAUUCCGCUGUGCUUGCUUAUCAAUCUAUAAAUGGUCGUUAUUUUGCUGGCAAACAGAUUACAUGUGAAUUUGUUAGCGUGACAAGAUGGAAGGUUGCUAUAUGCGGGGAGUUUAUGAAAUCAAGGCUUAAGGCAUGUUCUCGUGGAACAGCAUGCAAUUUUAUCCACUGUUUCAGAAACCCUGGUGGAGAUUAUGAAUGGGCAGAUUGGGAUAAGCCACCCCCAAAUUACUGGAUUAAAACGAUGGCUGCAUUGUUUGGCUAUUCAGAUGAGUCUGUCUAUGAUAGGCAAUUUGAGCGAGAAGACUCUGAACAUAUCAGGCAUCACUCUGGAAGAUUUCAGUCAAGAGAGAGUCGAAGGUCUCGAUCAAGAGAGGAUAGGAGUUUAACAAUCCAUAAGGAACGCGAUGUUCGAAGGAGAGAACAGAGAAAGCAGCCCAAAGGUGUUGAUGAUAAAAGAUGUGAAGAAGAGAGAAAUUCUAGAACUAACCAGCGUCAUAAAAAUAGCUCUUAUGAUGAUAGCGAAUCUGAUAGAUAUUGGUCGGCUAAAAAUAGAGAUGGACUUGACCACUGUGACAGCGACAGGAAAAGAUCAAGACACUCGGUGUCUGAAAGAUCAGAAUCUCAAGAUCGUCGUGAUGAUGGGAAGAGCAGAAGUAGUAGCACUGAUUCUGAUUCAGAUUUGUUUGGCAGAAAAAGAGAGGGGGAUGCUGAGCUUGGACACACUACAAAGAACAAAAGACAUGUAAAGAAGGCACCCGAAGACCUAGAUGAUUUGGCAUACAGCAAAAGUAGAGCAUACAGUACUGAUAGAAACAGAGAAUCACACCACAAUGCCAGGGGAAGAAGCUCCAGUAAAUUUCAAAACACUGUGUCUGUAUCAUCAGACGAUCAUUGGGAUAACAAGACCAAAUCUCCUCGUACAAAUGCAAAUGGAGAUCAGACUGCUGGGGUCAAAGAUAGCCAGCGAGCAAACACCAGGAAAUCCUCAAGGUGUUUGAAUGAAGUCUCACUCGAUAAUAAUGAUGUUCAAGAAUAUAAAAGAUCCGACGAGGAUCAUUCUGGGUAUGCGGGGAGCAUAUCCCAGAGUCCCAGAUACCACACCGGUGAAGAUAUUGAUGAAAGAGGCAGGUGGGAACCUGGCAAAGAAAUUGCUAAAGACCGCAAUGUGGAAUCCAACAAGAGAAAGGCAUCUGAUUAUAGCCAUAAGGAGCGUAAGAAAAAGCACAGAAGUCAUCACAGCAGAAGUGAUAAAGGUGAUUCUUAAAACAAGCUAGUGGUGUAGAGAUAUAUAGCCUAUGUUUGGCAAACCUAUUUAUGUGCUUAUCUUGUUCAUACGCAUUGAGACCGGAUUAGAAUGUGAAAUCGUUCUUCCCUUCCUUUUUCUGA
Messenger RNA from Ipomoea triloba (trilobed morning glory), 1701 nucleotides. Its product is annotated as zinc finger CCCH domain-containing protein 16-like. The transcript has 8 exons. Gene Ontology annotation, biological process: mRNA splicing, via spliceosome. The record is from RefSeq and is a predicted model, not a curated record. Gene Ontology annotation, cellular component: spliceosomal complex; U2AF complex. Gene Ontology annotation, molecular function: pre-mRNA 3'-splice site binding; metal ion binding. The coding region runs from base 125 to 1579 and encodes 484 amino acids. NCBI's taxonomy places the organism in Eukaryota, Viridiplantae, Streptophyta, Magnoliopsida, Solanales, Convolvulaceae.